This is a messenger RNA of Porites evermanni, 3053 nucleotides long. The record is from the annotation of a GenBank genome assembly. Lineage: Eukaryota; Metazoa; Cnidaria; Anthozoa; Scleractinia; Poritidae.
AUGGCGAACUCGUUAGCCACUUUUCCAUCUCUUCUUCCUCGAAUCGCUGAUGACCUUUGGUUUACUUUAGAAAAAAGAUUAGACGAUGAUGCUGCCCUGACAAAAGAGGAGGAACAGUAUACUGCAUUGGUGCGUCUUCCAAUCCUCAGCUUGUUGAUUUUUCUUUGGAAUUCCCUGCUAGCAGAGGUUCGUCGUGAGAGACCUCUGCUAGCAGGGAAUCUUUGGAAACGCUAGCAUAAUUGUUUUGGCCACGUUACAAAUUAUUUUUACGGCUAGUUGUUGAAGUCUUUUGUGUAUGUAAGUGUCAACGAUGAGCUUCAUAUUUGCAAUACCCGGCUACAUCUAUCAGCGUCUUGUAAAACGAAGAAUAUAUAUAAAACAGAAGAUUCAAGAAUCUAUUAUUGAUGUGGAAAGCUAAGUUGUGGCCGGGUAUUUUAUAAAUGAAACUUAACAUUAUUCACCGAUGCAAUGAAUUGCCCAAAUGUUCGUUAACAUUAUUCAGCAUUAUUAAACGCGUAUUAUCUUAGCACUUAUUGAAUAAUUUUUGAACGAAUUUAAAAUUCCCUAAUCCUGACAGUGUAAGAAGAUUCUGGAUAAGGGCAGUGACAUUCCUCCAAUUGGAACAACUAAAAGCAAAGAUAAACAAGAGGUAAGCUCUGAUUGAGUCACUUAUAUUUUUAUGGUUAACAGAGAACCUAGGGGUUGUCAGAGAUGCCAACCUUAGGAAAUCUAAAAACUUGGAUACUCUCUCUUUUGCAUUACCCCCACCCCCAAAUAUCAACGAGCAACCCCCCCCCCUUGAUCCUGAUCCCCCAGUAAGAACAAUUCGAUCCAGUCCCUAAUUUAUCACAUGGGAAUGGCUUAGGACAUUAGGACAUUAUCUUUGUCAGAGAUGAAAUAUGUGCAAAAAUGCCCCAGAAACCGAAAUAUGAAUGAAAAAAAAAAAAAUCGAAUUUUUGGAGAAAAUGGGAUAACUUCCAAAUUGAAGCACAGAAAAGCUCAUAACUCCAUUUUCCCAUUUUAUUUGGGAGAUUUGGUGACCUGUCCAGGAGACCAGCAGAUUGGUGUUGUAUCUGGGAGAUUCCCGGAUAAUCCAGGAGAGUUGGCUUAUAUGGGUUUUGUACAUUCCUUGUGAGUCCUAGUAAGAGGCCUUACACUAAGAAGAAAAUCUCUGAGGGGCCCAUGGAAAGUGUCUGUAUUGAUGGGGUGACCCUAUUAAGUGGGUUUAAUUUGGAGAAAAUUUAACAGGGGCACCCUAUGACAAUUUUGGAAAAUAUCUGUUCGGAAGACGAUUUGAGAUCUAGAAUUUGUUUGCCUGCCUCUCCUAGGAUUUUCAAAUCCCCCAAAAAUGGUAUAACUGACCAUUUUUAACGGAUUUUUACUCUAAAAAGGUCACCUAGAAUUUUUGAGAGCCUUUUUUCUGGCUGAAAUUUUCAAAAAGGUAAGUUUUGAUCCCUAUAAUUUUCAGAUCACUAGACUUUCAGCAACGAAAUCUGAACAGAUGAAAAAUUUUUAGGGGAUAAAAAUAUGCCUAUAUCUACUGUUUAAAUACUAAAAUACAUUCAACAAUGCUAUGUUUAAGUGGUUUUGAACUAUAUUUUCGUUGGGUGCCCCUGAUUUAAGGGCUUCCUUUCCCCAGGGACAAAGCAAACUGUCCGUAGUAAUGAGGUGUCCGUAUUAAGCGGGUGUCCAUAAAGCUGGGUUUGAUUGUACUUAAAAUUAGGUAUCUGCUACCCAACUGUUAUUAAGAUGCAUCCUAAUUUUCUUGUACUUUUUUCCAUUGAUAGAGAAUGGAGGAAGAAGAUGACGAUCUUGAGGAUGAUGAUGAAUCAAAUGAUGAUAUGGAAGAUGAAACUGAUGACUAUGAAAGUCCUGCAACACCUGAUGUGGAGUCUGUUGAAGGAGAGGUGAUUAUGUUGAUUUUUUGUGAUGUGAAAAUUUUUACAUCAUUGCAAGGAAGGAUGCUCAACACUAUAGUCUCUUGUAAACCAUGAACUUGCAUGGGAACAAAAGGUUAAAAUGUUAAAGGUUUGAAUAUAGUGGAAAGUGCAUGCAGCUUAUCCUGCUAGUUUACAGGCACUCCACUUAAAUACUUAGAAACAAAUAAUUCAAAAUCCCAACUGGCAGAAGACCCUAGUUUGUGGCUAUUUACUGUCAGUUGCAUCUAGGCGUGUACACAUGAGGAAAAAACAUGUCCUAAUUGGGUGCAAGCAUGACAUGUUUUGCCGCCAAACAUUUGAAAACAUUUGAAGUUUGGAGUAGGUGGCUGUUGUCGACUUGAUUUGUUUUCGCUCAACAGAAUAUUCUUUGCAAGACUUUUUAGAUGUUAAGAAAGAGCGGGUCUCAAAUCCAGGACCACAAGAUUGUGAGUCUGACACACUGACCUGUCGGCCAUGUUGCCUCAGACAAAAACUAGAGAGCACAUCUUACACCUCAUUAGGGAUGUCUGAUGAUUGUGCUGGCAUUAUUUUGAGCCUAAUAUUCACUAUCUGAAGUAUCAAGCAUAUGCUGACAUAAUACCCACAAUUUUAGCUCGAUACUUCUAUAGUAAGAUCCGGGGAGGGUACUCAACAAAAUUUUACACAGGGAGGCUCUGCCCAGAUAUCCGACCCCUUUAGCUUUUAUAUACCAUUUUUUACAGAAAAUGUACCAUUUGUAAAUAAAAGGUAUGCAAAAGGACUACCCCUUUCACAUACUUCGGUAAUAACGAGGGGUGCAUAUUAAGUGGGUGUCCCUAAAGCGUUUUCUACACUGCUUAAUCUUUACAUUGGGAGCAGGCCAGACUCUCAAGCCCCUUUCUACGACAUACAUGGACCCAAAAAUAUCGGUCUUAAACGGAUGUGGCUGUACAUCAUGGAAAAGAGCCAGCCUUCAUCAUGUUUUGUUUAGCACAUGAAUUGUGAAGUGAACAUUAAAAUUGGGGACAGCAUUUGAAACAAGGGCUAAGAUGGUUAUCUCUGGCUGCUGAAGGUAUCAACACAUACAAGGAGUACAAUAAUAUUUUUAUUAUUUUUUUUGAUAUCCAGAUUGAAAUGGAUUCAAGUCAAAUUUAG